GGGCAUUCCGCUCUGCACUGGUGCGCAGCCAAGGGCCAUUCCGAGUGCUUGGAGUUCCUGCUGGAGUCCAAGGCUGAUCCAGAUGUGCAGAACAACGGGGGAUCCACUCCCCUCCAUGCAGCUGCGCAGAACGGCCAAGAGUCGUGCGUGCAAGUGCUCCUGAGGUACAAGGCAGACCCGGGGAUAAGAGACAAGGGGGGA
This is a messenger RNA of Guillardia theta CCMP2712, 201 nucleotides long. RefSeq lists its product as hypothetical. The transcript has a single exon. Gene Ontology annotation, cellular component: cytoplasm; nucleus. Gene Ontology annotation, molecular function: protein binding. The record is from RefSeq and is a predicted model, not a curated record. Lineage: Eukaryota; Cryptophyceae; Pyrenomonadales; Geminigeraceae. The annotation marks the transcript as partial.